Esox lucius (northern pike) is the source of this 1199-nucleotide messenger RNA. RefSeq names its product ependymin-like 2 (gene epdl2). The transcript is spliced from 6 exons. Bases 187 to 837 code for a protein of 216 amino acids. Gene Ontology annotation, cellular component: lysosome; extracellular region. Gene Ontology annotation, biological process: cell-matrix adhesion. Gene Ontology annotation, molecular function: calcium ion binding. The record is from RefSeq and is a predicted model, not a curated record. Lineage: Eukaryota; Metazoa; Chordata; Actinopteri; Esociformes; Esocidae.
UUCUGACUGACCUUGUAUCACUCUCUCAGUCAGAAGGAAAAUGUGGACUUGAGAGUUGGGAUUGAAUUUGAAGAGGUGUGCUGUUUGUAUAAAAGCUCCUUGAAUACAAGGCUGACACAAAGGACAACUGAAAGAGAGCAAGCUGCAACUAUUAGACCUCCAGCAAACAAACGUUAGAGACACACCAUGCAAGCCAUCCUUCUGCUCACCGUCAGCCUGUGUCUGGCUGCUGGAAGCUUGGCCAAAGAACCUCAUCCAUGCAAAUCCCCACCUUUGCUUGAAGGCAGUUUGGCACUGGCGAUCCUCAAGGAAAAAACUUUUGGAGUUGAGAGAUUUGCUUAUAAUGCUUUUGAUGAGAGGGUACAUGUACGAGUUCUUCUGGACAUAGAUAACAAGACCAUAUACAGCGACACCCUAAUUCUCUACAAAGAGGGUAUAGCUUUUGAAAUCUUCCGCCAUAACCAAACCUGUAAGAAGGUCCCCUUUAAGGAUCACUGGAAGCCAGUGGAGAUUCCAAAGGACGCCAAGUUCCAGUCCCAGGUGAUCAUUGGGAGCUUCUCGGCUCCUGGAGAUGGGCUGCUCGUCAACAACUGGUCAGGAGAAGUGGCAGAGUCUCCAGUCAAAUAUCUCAUCACGUUCACGGAGUUUGGUUGCCUGCCUGUUCACGGCUGGUAUGACAUGCCGGACCAAACCCUUCUAAGCAUGAGUUUCUAUGACAUUGUGAUUGGAGUCGAGGACCCGGACAUUUUCAUCCCUCCUUCUUUCUGUGACAAAGUAGAGCUGAACAGCGACCGUGAAACCACCAGUUUAUUUGAUGCCCUCAUGAGAUCAUUGUGAUGCAGUAGAUUUCCUAUACAUCCUCAUUAUAAUAGUUUAAGUAAUUAAGGAAUGGACUAUUAUAACCAUAUUUUGACUGCUUCAUUUGACUGUGUUUAAUCUUGAUGGCAUUGGAUGUUAAACAAGCUAAAUGACUUCAGAAUGUUAAGUAAGACCUAAUCACUAGCCCACAUGAAUGUUCUCCAUAAGGGAUUAUACAUUAUACCUACCAGAAAUAUAAACAAUUUUGACAUCUAGGUAGACCUAUUUAUGUUAUCUGAGAUUGCAUGAGUUCUUUGUAAAAAUCUACAUGAAAAAACUACAUGACUCCACUUGAAAUGUUAUCCUUACUUCUAAAUAAAGAGUUCUACCAUUUCAGUUAA